Molecule: messenger RNA, 531 nt
Organism: Gongylonema pulchrum
Lineage: Eukaryota; Metazoa; Nematoda; Chromadorea; Rhabditida; Gongylonematidae
Source: the annotation of a GenBank genome assembly
GAUUUACUUCUUCAUAUAGAGGAUCUUUCGAACCCUGAUUACCUGGUGCAGCGUGAAACAGUGAUGAAAACGCUAUUAAAACUAAAAAUCCGCAAAGAACUGUUGGAAUCAAUCAUUCGAGUUGGAAAUAAAAUCGACAAGUUGAGCGAGCUUCCAGACAGUGAGCCAGGCACUUAUCUCGUUUCAUGUACAGAUGGACGUGGUUUGAUAGAGUUAAUAGCUGCUGUUGAUAAGAAAGUGCUGUCAAUACGCGGAGCAACAGUUCGUCGUCUGAAACUUCGUCCGCAUUCCAAAGCAAUCUCCUAUCUGUUAAAGCACUCGUAUCUCGUUGGCAGGCCGACACCAUCAGAGGAUAAUAAUUAUUUGUGCUGUAAUAUUAUUAUGGACGAUGAUGAAUUUAGCAAAUUUAAGGCUAAUUUUUCUUUAUCAAAAAGAUUUGUGAUUUAUGCUUCCUCGCUUCAUACGAUGGAUUACGAAACAAGCAUUUCUGAAAUUGUUGUCGUGUAUUUUGCUAUCAAGCAGCUAAUAUAA